AUGAGACUGGUGGCAGAGGAGCAUCCAGACCUGCAUCUCAGCUGUUCUCUGAAUGGAUCUGACUGUGCCACUAUACACACACACACACACGCACGCACACACACAUACUUACAAGACAGAGACACCCGUGCCCCGCUGUCACACUCUGUGUGUGGAUUUGCUUGGAGCAGAUGGUCUAAAAUGAGUUCCUCAGGCUGGAUACUGGCUGUGUGUCUUGUGGUUCUUGAAGUGAGUAUUCAUGCAGUGUGGGCUGAAGAAGGACCAGGCAGCGAGAGGAACUGUUCUGCAAUUCCUCCGUAUCUGCCACCAACAGCUGUAAACACAACUCUCAGACUUCAUCAUCUUAGAGCAGCUAUGAAACCCUUGAAUAUCUCCGCGUACAUCAUCCCAGCGACAGAUGCUCAUCUGAGUGAGUAUAUCGCCCCUAGAGAUGCAAGGUUGGCAUGGAUUUCUGGUUUCACUGGCUCCGCAGGCACAGCAGUUGUUACUCAAAACAAGGCAGUUUUGUGGACUGACAGCCGCUACUGGAUACAAGCAGAGAGACAAAUGGACUGUAACUGGGAGCUUGAGCGAGACGUUUCCAUUCGCAGUAUAACCAACUGGUUGAUUAAGGAGAUUGCUGAAGGAGAUCUGGUGGGCUUUGACCCAUUUCUCUUCUCUGUCGACACAUUUAACAGCUACAACAGCAACCUGGCUCCAGCAGACCGGAUCCUGCAGUCCUUCCCUGAUAACCUGGUUGAUAAAAUCUGGACGGAUCGACCUCCACUGCCUGCUGACAAGCCCACUCGCUUACCUGACAGUGUUAUUGAGAGAACCUGGCCGAUGAAGGUUGAGGAGAUACGUGCCCAAAUAAGCACCGAUCCAUACAAGCCCACCGCUGUGCUGCUGUCUGCACUGGACGAGACUGCAUGGCUGUUUAAUCUGCGAGGCAACGAUGUCCCUUAUAAUCCAUUCUUCUACUCCUACACUCUGCUGUCAAUGGAUGAGAUAUGGCUAUUUGUACACACUGAACGCAUCACAGAAGAGUUGAAGGUCUACCUGAACUCAUCAUGUUACCUAGCGUACUGUGUGCAGCUGAUCGAGUACAGCCAUGUGCGUACAUACCUGGCCAACUAUCUACUCAGACCGGGCUUGAGGGUAUGGGUGGGCACAGAGUAUACCAACCAGGCCCUGUAUGAGCUCAUCACUCCUGAGGAGAAACUCCUGACCAGCACCUACUCUCCUGUGCUGACCACGAAAGCGGUGAAGGACUCAACAGAGCAGCGUAUUCUCAAAGAGGCUCAUGUGAGGGAUGCAGUCGCAGUUAUCCAGCUCCUCGUGUGGCUUGAGAAGAAAGUUCCAGAAGGAACAGAGACUGAGAUUACAGCAGCACAUUUUGUCGAUGAGUGUCGCAGCAAGCAGAAGAAUGGCAGGGGACCAAGUUUUGAGACCAUUUCUGCAAGCGGUCCAAAUGCUGCUCUUGCCCACUACAGUCCGACCAAGGAAACUGCACGAAAGCUGACAGUGGAUGAGAUGUAUCUUGUUGAUUCUGGAGGACAGUAUCUUGAUGGCACUACAGAUAUCACACGUACCGUGCACUGGGGUGUACCCACUAAUUUUCAAAAGGAGGCCUACACAAGGGUGCUCAUGGGAAAUAUUGACAUUUCAAGGACCAUCUUUCCUCCAGGAACAAGAGGUGUGAACAUGGAGAUGCUGGGACGCAGGGCGCUGUGGGAAAUUGGUUUGAAUUAUGGUCAUGGGACAGGUCAUGGUGUGGGAAACUACUUUGGCGUUCAUGAAUGGCCUGUGGGUUUUCAGACCAAUAAUAUUCCCUUUCAAGAGGGCAUGUUUACAUCAAUAGAACCUGGUUAUUAUAAGGAGAAUGACUUUGGAAUAAGAAUAGAGGACAUUGUUCUCACUGUUCCAGUAACAACAAAGCAUGGAAAUAAUUACCUGACAUUUGAAACAGUCUCGCUGGUUCCUUAUGACAGAAACCUAAUAAACACAACUCUUCUGAGCCCUGAGCAGCUCCAUUGGCUAAACACAUACUAUGAGACCAUCCGGCAUGUGGUGGGUCCUGAACUGGAAAGACAAGGACUGAAGGUCGAGUAUGACUGGAUGAUGAAGCACACAGCACCUUUCCUUAUAGCUGGAGCUUCAGCUGUCUCCUCAUUUACACUGUUAGUUACAGCGCUGUUCCCUGCCUUACUUCAUCAUCUGCUUUAACAUACACAAUGCUCAGUCCUGCUCUGUUCCUGUGUGCAGGAUCAACUCACUUUCAGGUACAAACAGAGAAGCUCCAAUGCUAAAUACUUGUUUAUGCUGUUUCUCAUAGAUAUUGUAUUUUCUCCUCCACAUUUCUUGUUUUAUCAACAAGUCAUUUCAACCUAUGGAUUCAGACCUCAUUAGAAGGUCAAUGUUGACAUGUUAUUUACAAUCAUAAUUUUGACCUAAACUUAAACUUUUGUUUAUAUUGUAUAAAAAUGUAUUUUAUGAUAUACUGUACUGUAGAGGUUAAUCAAAAGUU
This is a messenger RNA of Triplophysa rosa, 2506 nucleotides long. RefSeq names its product X-prolyl aminopeptidase (aminopeptidase P) 2, membrane-bound (gene xpnpep2). Gene Ontology annotation, molecular function: metalloaminopeptidase activity. Lineage: Eukaryota; Metazoa; Chordata; Actinopteri; Cypriniformes; Nemacheilidae. The coding region runs from base 1 to 2205 and encodes 734 amino acids. The transcript is spliced from 22 exons. The record is from RefSeq and is a predicted model, not a curated record.